GGGAUUUAAUGCUAUGGGCAUGUCCUGUUAAGCUCGGCACAUUCAGAUUAGUCAUUUUCUAUCUACUCUCUGAAACCUUGACGGUCGAUGGCCUUUCCCCUCCCGCGGGGCAUUACGCCCCCGGAGAUAUCCUUUCUUGCUGAGAUGGAGAUGGUCACUAUCCUUCCACGUCAACGUCUAGAGGGAUUAGAGCUACUGGGUGGUCCUGUUGAGCCCCUCCUACCACCUCGGCGUGCUUCUCUUCCUCUUUGGCUGGCUCUUCUUCUCAAACGCCAGCGCCGCGCAAAUAUCCUUCCUCCGCCCUGGCUCCAUCCAGAAUCUCUCUCCCUCAUCCUCGACAUUGAAACUCAAAAUAAUGAGUACCAGCAUGCGUUCUCCCCACCCCCUCCACUUCCAGGCCAACCAAGCCUUCGGGACCGCGGAAAAAGGGCUGUCGCUACGCCCCGCUAUACACCAGAUGGCGGACGAUAUUUCCCAGCACCUCCGUUCCUACUGCAAAAUGUCGCGCAAGACCAUGUGCUAUCUGGCGAGCCUCCAUCGCUGCCAUUCCAUUGGCUAGAGGUAGGAACAAUGCUCCUUGAUGCAGCGAGUGAUGAUCUGGUGGAUCCAGACCAGACCCGGAGGCUGUUGAAAGAACUGCGCGAGGUACGGACGGCUAAGAUACGAUCGGGCGUGGAUGUCCUGGAUGCCGCUGCUACCGGCGGUGGAGGGGUUGCGCUUACCGGCGUUGGGGCGAUGGAGGUCGGAGAAGGAAGGGGAUUCAUUGCCGGGGUUGUGGACGGACUAAGGAAGAUUGGCGCAUCAAAAGAACAAGCGCGGCGAGAACAGCUGGCCGAAGAUAUGGCCAAUGGAGGAUAUGACGCUACACAAGACGAUGAAGACGACAUGGAAUUCUAAUGAUGUCUUUCGUACUUGCUCCUUUCCUACAAACCUGUGGCUUUCUCACCACCUCAGCGUUUGUUCCAUUUUCCAGUUGGGAAGACCAUGAGCUAGGACAGGACCCUUUUCACGAGCACUGAAACCAUUGUCGAUGUCUACGUUGUAAAUCUCCCAAGGGGGGCCUUUGGGUAACGGAAAGUACCCAUAAAAUAUAUCGGUACAAAGUCAGCAGCUUUGACGAAAAAGGGCGUGACAGUGCGGCUUUGAUAGAGGACCCGAUUCUGGACACAUUACCGAAUGACUGAAUAUGGCUAGCUAUUGUAUUU
Messenger RNA from Aspergillus alliaceus, 1205 nucleotides. It is a transcript of the gene psf2, whose product is annotated as DNA replication protein PSF2. The record is from RefSeq and is a predicted model, not a curated record. Gene Ontology annotation, biological process: DNA replication; double-strand break repair via break-induced replication. The coding region runs from base 88 to 897 and encodes 269 amino acids. Lineage: Eukaryota; Fungi; Ascomycota; Eurotiomycetes; Eurotiales; Aspergillaceae. The transcript has 3 exons. Gene Ontology annotation, cellular component: nucleus; GINS complex.